CAAGCUUGAUUCGAUUUUGUGAAUUGCGAGUCACAAUCGAUCUAAAUUCGAAAGAUCUCUAUUGAAAACAUUUAAUAAAAUUCUCAAAAGUUAAGUACUUUUAUGCAUCAUUCUAAAAACACGCAAAAUUAAUAUCAGUUUAAGCAAAGUUUUAAAAUAUUAGCUUAAAACUAAGUCCAAUCAUCUACAUUAAUCGAAAUCUGACAUUUGAAAAGUAGAACCUAGUGGAUCGAUCAUAUUUUUACGAUAAUCGAUGUAUCAAAUUUUUGAUUGUUACAUCCCUAGUUCCAAGCGAAUAUAAAGUUUAAACUAUGAGUCAAUACAAUAUACUUAAAAAUUAAUAAAAAUAGUAAAACUAGUGGUAUAAAUUAAUCAUUUUACAUUUUCUGGACGAAGAAGUUGAAGAAUUUCAUUAGUUUAUGUACUCUACCGUACAUUAAAAAUGACGUUCAUACCGAAUUGGGAGGAAUUUGAGAAAUCUGCGGAAUUGUUGUAUUUACGUGAUCCAAUAAACACACGUUAUACAAUUAAAUAUUGCCAUUUAAAAGGAGCUUUUGUAGUUAAAAUAACUGACAAUAAAAAGUGUCUCCAAUAUAAAACUGAAAUUCAACAAGAUGUUAGAAAAAUUGAUAGUUUCAUAACUAAUCUGAUAAGACAUAUGGCGUCUAAUGAGGUUUAAAUAAAUAUUUUUUGUUAUG
This is a messenger RNA of Pieris rapae (cabbage white), 698 nucleotides long. RefSeq names its product signal recognition particle 9 kDa protein (gene Srp9). Lineage: Eukaryota; Metazoa; Arthropoda; Insecta; Lepidoptera; Pieridae. The coding region runs from base 443 to 679 and encodes 78 amino acids. The record is from RefSeq and is a predicted model, not a curated record. Gene Ontology annotation, cellular component: signal recognition particle, endoplasmic reticulum targeting. Gene Ontology annotation, molecular function: 7S RNA binding. Gene Ontology annotation, biological process: SRP-dependent cotranslational protein targeting to membrane; negative regulation of translational elongation. The transcript is spliced from 2 exons.